GGGUUGGGCUUCCUGGGUCAGCGCCGCGGCUGCAUCCGCGCCCGGCCCCGCUGCUGCGCCCGGCCCGGGCGGGGGGAGCCCGGGGGCCGCGCUGGGCUGGAGCCGCCCCUGGGCCGCGCAGCGCCGAGCUCCGCCGGGGGAGCUGCUGAGCCGGGGCCGGCAGGAUUUCUCAUCCCUGGGCCGGACACGCUCUCCCGGAUGGAGCGAGGGGCAGAGCUGUGGGUCCCAGGCCCCCGGGGUGCUGAGGAGACCCCAAGAGACGCCCGCACAGCACAUGGGAACGAGGAGGAGGCAACCCAGCCGGGGGCGGUGAACGAGACGCUGCCAGGGGACGUUUCCUGGAGUCCGGAGCCGGGGAAAGCUUCCGAGGGGCAGGAGGGGAACCCCGCGGAGGAGAGUGGGGGUGAAUCCGCUCCCCGCGGGGGCGACACAACGGACCUCAGCGAAGCCACGGCCCGGCCAGGGCGACUCUACACCUGCCCGGAGUGCGGGAAAAGCUUCACGCAGAGCUCGCACUUCAUCCGGCACCAGACGGUGCACACCGGGGAGCGGCCCUACCAGUGCGCCGACUGCGGCAAGAGCUACCGGCAGAACUCGGACCUGGUGACCCACCGCCGGCUCCACACGGGCGAAGAGCCCUUCCACUGCGCCGAGUGCGGCAGGCGCUUCCGGCAGAGCUCGGAGCUCCUCGUCCACCAGCGCGGCCACACGGCCGAGGCCCCCUACCCCUGCCCCGAGUGCGGCAAGCGCUUCCGGCGCAGCUCGCACCGCCUGGCCCACCAGCGCACCCACACGGCCGAGCGCCCCUGCCCCUGCCCCGACUGCGGCAAGGGCUUCCGCACCCGCUCGGACGUGGCGCAGCACCGGCGGGUCCACACGGGCGAGCGGCCCCACCAGUGCCCGGAGUGCGGCGAGCGCUUCAGCGUGCGGUCCACCCUCGUGAGCCACCGGCGGGUCCACGCGGGCGAGCGGCCCUUCGCCUGCCCCGAGUGCGGCCGGGCCUUCGCCCAGAGCUCCACCCUCAACCGGCACCGGCGGGUCCACGCGGGCGAGCGGCCCUACCGCUGCCUGGAGUGCGGCAAGCGCUUCAGCCGCAGCUCCAACCUGCUGACCCACCAGGUGCUGCAUACGGGCGAGCGCCCCUACCCCUGCCCCCGCUGCCCCAAGCGCUUCAACCAGCGGGCCAACCUGCUGACCCACCAGCGGGUCCACACGGGCGAGCGGCCCCACCAGUGCCCCGGCUGCGGCAAGCGCUUCAGCCAGCUCGCCAACCUGCGGGCCCACCUGCGGCUGCACGCCGGGGACUGACCCCCCGGCCGGCUCGCCGGCACCGGGGGCGGCCGGUCGGGGGCUCCUCCGGCUCGGCAGCCCCCGGCCGGCCCGGCGUGAAGGGGCCAAAGGCGCUAACGCUGUCCACUGUCGCCCCACGGCGUUGGAGGCGGGCCGGGGUCGGGGGGCAGAGUCCUCUGCCCGCUCAGCGCCAGGGCACCUUUUCUUGAGCACGCCGCAAAAAAGGCCAAGCCGGUAAAGCCUUCGCAGCAUGAAGUACGAAGCCAGCCAGGCUUUCCUUGUCACAGCGUCCCUGGUCCCCUUCCCAUCCGCCCGGGAGAGGAAACUCCCUUCCUCUGAGCGUCUCCGGGGUGCGUCAGAGCUGGCUGUGACGGGACAGGAGAAGGGAGCUGAGACGGGCUGGAGCCAGUCGUCCGAUCCUGUUCAGCCCAGGUGUUGUCUGGGCUUUGGCUGGAGCUGGGGGAGGUGGCCGUGUCCUCUGGGUCCCGCUCUCUGGCCCGGGCUGGGUCGGCAUUUCUCAGGGUCGAGAUCCCAGGAGACGGGGGUGGCAGCCAGGGUGGGGAAACUUGCUCCAGUAGACCCAUCUGGUUGUUUUGUUUUUCCCCCCAACGUCUCUUUCUUUGAGGCCCCGCAAAGCGGGUGGUGGGCGGCCCAGCCCAGCCCCUCGUCAUUAUGUAAUAAAUUAAAUU
This is a messenger RNA of Chelonia mydas (Green sea turtle), 1979 nucleotides long. RefSeq names its product zinc finger protein 239. The transcript is spliced from 3 exons. Lineage: Eukaryota; Metazoa; Chordata; Testudines; Cheloniidae. The coding region runs from base 199 to 1308 and encodes 369 amino acids. The record is from RefSeq and is a predicted model, not a curated record.